Ruditapes philippinarum (Manila clam) is the source of this 4783-nucleotide messenger RNA. RefSeq lists its product as uncharacterized. NCBI's taxonomy places the organism in Eukaryota, Metazoa, Mollusca, Bivalvia, Venerida, Veneridae. The record is from RefSeq and is a predicted model, not a curated record. The coding region runs from base 1150 to 4305 and encodes 1051 amino acids. The transcript is spliced from 10 exons. Gene Ontology annotation, biological process: transmembrane transport; monocarboxylic acid transport. Gene Ontology annotation, molecular function: monocarboxylic acid transmembrane transporter activity.
UGCUAAAAUGGCGAAAACUAUCUUUUUUUUAAUCAAAUACAAAUAUUCAAUUGAACAGUGCAUGCAGCGAAUUAAUAACAAUUUAAUUAACUUUGAGUACAUGUAGUUAAUAAUGUACAGUCAAGUUUAACUGAUCUGAAGCAAGAAUGAUAAAUAUAUUGUGAUGAUUUUAUACAUUGUGCAAAUGAUUCAAGUAUACAUACUGAAAAAUGUAAACAAAUGAGAACAUAGAGCAACAUAGAGCAACAAAGUGAGGCAACAUUCACAGAACGCAACCCACUACAUAAAACGGCUUGUUGCUGGUCAAUAGAGAUUAUCGAUCUUUUUUUACAGUUUGUUUUCAAUUGUUCUUUGUUUGACGAGACUCUAGUAUUGUGCUAUACAAUGCAUUAUAAAAUAACCACCUUUUUUAAAUCACUAGUUUUUAUAUAACUUCCUUUACAUUAAAAAAGUUUGAUGAUGAUACACAUACAUAUUUGUUGAACGUCUCAAUAUGUAAGAGCAAUGGCUGGUAAAAGAAUGUCUAAUGUUAACGGGUAGGGUUAUUUCAAGUUAAAAAGUGUCAAACCGGUGAUAGGGGCGUGAGGGAUUACGCAUUUUUCAUUAUCCCUUAUGUACAGACUCGAUCCAACAGAGUCUAAAAUUUUCAUCUAAAGUUGAUGUGAUUAAUGAUUCCGAGGGAUCACACUAAGUUCAGUUUUUCAUAUGUGUUGGACCAUUAGCAAAUAAGAUUUUUUGCAAUGCUUUCUAAUACUUUAUUUUAGACCGUCUUUUUUAGCACCAGUAGUCCUGUACCUGAGGUCAAAAUCAAAUUACAAGAAAGCAGUAACCUUGGAUCUGUAAUUGACAAUAAGACUGAGUUCAAUGAUUAUAUAUUUUUAAAGGUCACAUUGUUGGAAAAUGUCCAUUCAAUACGGUCGUAGAAUUCUAUAUUUAUGAAUACAAUUAAAGAUUUUAAAUUUAAUGAUGAUAAAGGUUAAACAGUAGAUGCACGAGCUCAAUAGCUUGAACAUAUAUCAUUUACAAUACUACAAAUUAAUAUCAAGAUAUGCAAAAUUACUUGUAUAUUUGUAAAGAUGAAGAUGAAAUUUAAUGAGAUAUCUUAUUCACGUAUAUGUAGCAUUUGUUGGGAAAAGAUAAAGAGCAGUGAUGGCGUGUUUGAUUCCUGAAAAUUGGCCUGUUCAAUAUAAUGAUGAAGACCCUGAAAACGGUAACGAGGCUGAAUAUAAAAAUGAUGGGCUUGAAGACCUUAUUGUGAAAGAAAGUAAAAGUGCUAAACUGAAUGUCAUCGUAUGUUUCGUAAUUAAUCUCAUUGUACAAAUGCAUCUAUCCAUCGUUGACAUCUCAAUCACUGACACCGAUUUGCUAGAGACAUUAGACGUAGACACAACUGAAGCAAACAGUGCAAACAACAUCUACAAGAGUUUGACCAAUCUCUAUGCACCAUUAGCUCUGUUUCUGAUGUCAAAGUCAAGUUACAUGACCACAGUAGCCGUCGGAUCACUUCUUGUAUGUGUAGCAUUUGCAAAUAUAUCUUUCUUGAAUAACGGACCUGAGGGAACUAUUAGCUGGUAUUGGCAAGUGUGGUUGUGUGGUCCAGUUGCUUUAGGUGUGAGCUGCCUCAAACUCGGAGCAAUGAUUCCAGUAUUGGAAUAUUUCAAACGUGACAGAAUGAAAGCUCUUGUUAUUACUAGGAUAGGUACCGUCCUUGGUGCUUCAGCGAGUAUUGGUAUAAUGUUUGCAGAAAGCAUUAGCUGGAGAACAUUGUUGAGGAUAAAUGCUGGUUUAUGCUUACCAUGUUUAGCAAUUGCCUUUAUUCUAAAGGAUAUAGUUAUAACGGACAAAAUGAAAAAGGAAAAUGACGGGAAUGAAACUACAGAUGAAAACAAGAAGGAGAAUAAGGAUAAAAAAGGAUGUAGUGGCAUUAUAAAGGAAUUUCUAAAAAAUACAUUUCGCAUUCCAGUACUUAAAGAUAAAACAUUUUGGAUCACGAUUGUUGUGUUUUUCUUCUUUAGUUUCGGAACAUCGCUUCCGACAUUUAGUUUACCAGAAAUUUCCAGUCAAAUGCAGGAACAAUUGGCACCCCCUGUAGAUUCAUUUUACGAAGUCUUAUCAGCAAAUGUUGGCACUUUACUUGGGCUAAUCCUGACAUAUCUACUAAAAUCACUUCCAUGUGUAGAAAGUUAUAGGAAUAGAAAAAGGAAUAUGGGUUUUGUGUUCUGCAUCAUCACAUUGUCUGGUUAUAUCAUGGCUAUCAUGUCUAUAGUAACACAGGAAAACUUUGUUUAUUAUAUUAUCUACAUACUAGUCCUUACAAUUUUCGAAGUUCUGACAGAAAACUUCCGAGAUGAAUCAAUGCCGACAGCCUUUGGGCGGUUUAACAUUAGAUUAACACAAGGAUUUCUUCAAAUGAGUGUAGGCCUAGGAGGUUUAACGGCUGCAACUUUUCAAAACGGUGUCGAUAAAUCUGACAAUGGCGGAAGGUGGAAACUGAACUUUAGAUUAGGUGGAGGAUUUUUGCUGAUAAGUGCAUCUAUAACAGGGGUUGUAUUAGCGUUUGAUUUUAUAUCAAAAAGAACAUUUCUCAGGCAUCCGGCUAGAAAAGGAUCAAUUUCUGAAAACGACAAAGAGGUAAAAAGUUUGAAUGAAAAUAAAGGAUGUACUCGAGGUUUGUCUAAAUGUUUUAAGUUCUCAAAGGCCAACAGUCAUGACACAAACAUUAAAUCUGAUCCAAAAAAACAUGUCAGCUUCAACUGUUUUCAUGGUAUAUUGUGCAAAUCCAUGGCAAAUAAAGUUACACCCACAGAAAUAAGGCCAAGAAAAGAGUCAACCCCAAAACUAAAAUCAGGAUCAGAGCAAGAUAACAAGAAUGAACCUGAGAAGAAAAAAGAUAACGAUAACAAAUCUUUGGAUAGAGAUAACAAAAAUAAAUCUGAGGAUAAAGAAAAUAAAAACAACUCUGUGGAUGGAGAUAACAAGAAUGAACCUGAACAAAAAGAUAACGAUAACAAAUCUGUGAAUGGAGAUAACAAGAAAAAACCUGUCAGCUUCAACUGUUUUCAUGGUAUAUUGUGCAAACCCAUGGCAAAUAACGUUACAUCUACAUCAAAUCAAUCUGAUAACGUUAGGCCCCCAGUGAAACAACCCGACCAAACAGCUUUUAAUGACUCAAGGAAUAAAGAUAUUUUAUUUAAUUGUUGUCCUCAGUUUCAAAAGAAACGCGUCCAUUUAGAUUUGUCAGACAGAUCUUCCCUGUCCAUACAGAAAUUUGAUCAGGUAGAUACAGAAACAGAUGCUGAGACACUUACAUCAAGCAAUGACGUAUCAGAAAUAUUGACAAGGAAAGAGACAAACCCAAAACUAAAAUCAGGAUCAGAGCAAGAUAACAAGAAUGAACCUGAGAAAAAAGAUAAUGAUAACGAAUCUGUGGAUGGAGAUAACAGAAAUGAAUUUGUGGAUAAAGAUAACAAAAAUAUAGCUGAAGUUGAAGAUUCAGAUAACGAUAACAAAAAUGUGUGUGGAGAUAACAAACAUGAACCUGAGAAAAAAGAUAACGAUAACGAAUCUGUGGAUGGAGAUAACAAGAAUAAAUCUGAGGAUAAAGAAAACAAAAACAAAUCCAAAUCUGUGGAUCGAGAUAACACGAAUGAACCUGAUAAGAAAGAUAACGAUAACGAAUCUGUGGAUGGAGAUAACGGAAAUGAAUUUGAGGAUAAAGAUAACAAAAAUAUAGCUGAAGUUGAAGAUUCAGAUAACGAUAACAAAACUAUGUGUGGAGAUAACAAAAAUGAACCUGAGAAAAAAGAUAUGGAUAACGAAUCUGUAGAUGGAGAUAACAGAAAUGAAUUUGAGGAUACAGAUAACAAAAAUACAGUUGAAGUUGAAGAUUCAGUUUUGUCGAACGAUACCGAACAAAAAAACCUAGACACAGAUGCCUAUAUUUUUGAAAAAGAAUUCCUUGAUAAAGAAAAUGAAACUUCUACCAAAAAACCAAAUGAAGAAAACGACAGAAACAAUGAUAAUAGUCAAAUAACAAAUGGCAAACCUACAUCGCCAAAUGAGAAACCUAAGACUAAAGCAUCUCGAAUAAAAAAGAUGUCCAAAAAAACAAGAAAAAAAAUAAAAUCACCAGUAGUUUCGCAAUCGGCGGACAAAAAACCAGACCAACAUGUUGAUUUUGAAGAUGAAUUAAUGGUUGAUUGUCCAAAAUAUGAACGAGCACUUUCCGCUCCAUAUAAACACAUAACCUUAAAUAGAAGACUUCAAUAUGAAGCAUAUAGAGCAAAAGCCAACAAUGAAUACUAAGCAAAUCUUAAAUUGUCUUCAUAUUUGAUGACAAAUUUAGAUAUUUAAAAUUCUUCCAGUCUACUCAAGCAGAUUAACUAACAUUGAUUAUCAAAAAUAUUAAAACUAACUUUUCUUAACAACACCUCAUGGAAGGCUUUCUCUGUGUAUUGACUUCAAUGUUUAAACGUAUCGGAAUUUAAAAAUUAAAUUUUAAGCAGUACAGAAGUGUAAUAUGUUAGACAGUAUAACUGAAGAGAACAGAACCAGACGUUUUACGUUAAUUUUAUAUAAAACAACAUAAAUGUAAUUGCUGAAAUGUAUCUAUGAGCUAAUAAUUAACUUAUGCUGUAAAAAAUGUUUAUUUGCGGUUUCUUGAUAUUUAUAAUUAGUUUUAAAUAGUUUUCGACAUUCUAUUAUACUUGAAUGAUAAUAGUUUUCGUCUUACUUGUGUACUCAUACGUAUCAAUACAAGUACCUAUAAUAUUUGGAAAAUAAA